Molecule: messenger RNA, 5758 nt
Organism: Morone saxatilis (striped sea-bass)
Lineage: Eukaryota; Metazoa; Chordata; Actinopteri; Moronidae
Gene: fgd6
Product: FYVE, RhoGEF and PH domain containing 6
Exons: 21
Coding region: 260-4009 (1249 amino acids)
Cellular component (GO): cytoplasm
Molecular function (GO): metal ion binding; guanyl-nucleotide exchange factor activity
Source: RefSeq, a predicted model, not a curated record
GGCGCUUCACGCUGUUUGGGGGGGAAAAACGCACCGUGGUGGCUGAAAACUUCGGGAAAAAUGGAAAAAGUAACGGCGUAAAGACUUUAUCCGUUCACCCGCGGACAAGAUAAGGAGCUAACAGCGAUUUAUCUGCACCUUUUCUCCCCGGAGGCUUGUUUAAACUGACAAUGGUGUCGAAGGAGGACAAAACGCAGAUUUUCUCGCAAUUCCAUUGAAAGUAUAUUUACUUCAUGGAGAAAGGAGCAAGUCGGGAGUCAUGAGCACAGGUGUGAAGAAGCCUCCACUAGCUCCCAAACCUAAACUCCCUGUCACCACCAAACCCUCUCCCCCGCCCGUCGCCCCCAAACCCGGCCUCCUCCCCCAGUCUUCGGUCAUCUCCCAACCUUCCCCUGCUACUCUCAAGAGGACAAAACCGGCUGUCGCCCCUAAACCGUGCAUCCGCAGAUCCACGGCCUCGUCUCCGCCGCCUUUGUCCCCCCCGCCACCCAAACCCACCGAACCCCUCCUCACCCUCUCCCAGGAGCAGGAGGAGGCUUUAGGCGACAGCCUCUCGCUUCUCAACUCCAAAAAUGGGAUUUUAUCGGAGAGUAACGAGCGUGAAUCGGACUACAUCAUUCCCACCUGCUCCUGUGUGCUCGAGGACUGUUCCCAUCAUCUGGAAAAUGGAAAUUUUCCUCAGGAGCGGUUGCAGAAUGGGAUUUCUACGGGAGGAUUGGAGGAGGAGGGAGUAGCUGUACCGAAGAACGAAGGUGGAGGGAUGAGUAGAAAGCCCAGGGAUAAACCUCAAAGACAGAGACACCUGGAUCGGGUGUCGGUUAACAAAGAGGCACGGAGGACCGAGGAGCGGAAGGGGGACGCUUCAGAGACGGUAAAACAUCAGGAGAGUGCUGUUGCUGAGCCCAAGGUUUCAAAAGCGGAUGUAGAGACCGGAAACCCAGAUUUUACAGACUCAGCCUGUGAUGUUGCAGGCAGCAUCAUUUUCUCCUCAAGCACCGUUCAGGUAGAGCGCAGCGAGCCUCCUACCCGGUUACACCCUGACCUGCAGGUCCCGGCUGCCCCCAGCAAGCCUCUCCCGGUCCCCCACCCGCGGAAACUUAAAAAGCCGGCCCUGGUGAGGCAGGACGGCGUGGAGGGCAGUGCCCAGGAUCAGCUGACGGAGGAGCAAAAACGGGGGCUUGAGAUGCGAGAGGAGGGCGAGGAGCUCAAACAGGACACGUGUGACGACCCGUUACCCCAAAAAGACUCAGGUUUGGAAGACGAGGACACCGACGCACCCGUCCCGCCUCCUCGACAGACCUCCCUCUCUCCUCGACUUCACAGAACAGUCCGCCACGUGCCCCCUUCUCUAAACAAAAACACCUCCCACUCCUUAGUCCUCCUCUCGCCACCUGAAUCAAUGAGCCACAAAAACGAGGGCGAGGGUCACCGGAUGGAGGAGGAUGAAGAGGACGGGUACGGCGACUUUGAGCGCUACCCGAUCACUCACAGCCUCCCGAAGCAGAUCAAACUGGGCUGUCACCCUCCGCUGGCCAACGCCAGGAAGGCGUUUUCGGCCGAGGACCGGCGGUCGCCGAGGGCGCCGCCCAGAAAACCUCAGAGGCACAGCCUGCCAGCACCCCCUCCUCCCUCCGCCUGCCCUCCCGCACCUCCACAUGCCAACACCCCCAUGAGGGAGCUGCCGGCGCCUCCUCAGGAGAAAACAGCCUGGCGCUUCACUCGACCCUGCGUGACCUUCUUCAGCCGGCAGAUGCCCACCAGGAGCAGCGUGCCGCCAAAGAGCAGAGCGCCGGCUUUGGGGGGAAAGCAGAGGGCGCAGUCCUUCUCCGCAGCUGACCUGGCGACCCGGGCCGACUCCCAAAAGAGGAGCCUCUCUUUCCGGAAGCUGCUGGAGCUCAGGCUGUCCGUGAAGAUGCUCCCGAAGCUGUUGGUGAAAGGAGGCCAGUCUCUGGACUGUACCAGCGUGGAGUCGAACCGGGGCGAGAAAAGCCUGGAGCGGCCCAAGAGCUGCAUGGGGGAGGUGGAUUUUUGCGGAGAAGGCGGAGAGGAAUCAGCAGAGUAUGAGAACGUUCCUCUGUAUGAGGAAAUCCCCGAGUACAUGAACCUACCGUUUCACAGUGCGAGGCUGGGCUGGCCACAUGACCCCGAUGCGGCCGAUUCAGACAUCUAUGAAGUGCAGGAUCCCUAUCACAGAUACCCGGACCAUGAGUAUGAGGGCAGUGGCUGGCUGAGGCAGGACAUCCACUCUGAGGAAGAGGAGAUCCACAGUUCAGACGAAGAGGACAACAGCUCCACCUCCAGCAAGGAGAACCUGGACGAGGCAGACCGACAGCAAGAGGAUGAGAUGAAGAGGAAGAAGGUGGUGCACAUCGCCCAGGAGAUUAUGAGCUCAGAGAAAGUGUUUGUGGAUGUCCUGAAGCUUCUCCACAUAGACUUUCGGGAUGCUGUUGCCAAGGCAACCCGUCAGAAUGGGAAGCCGGUGGUGGAUGAGCGGAUCCUCAGCCAGAUCCUGUAUUACCUGCCGCAGCUCUACCAGCUCAACAGAGACCUGCUGAGAGAGCUGGAGGAGAGAGUGGCACACUGGAGCGAUCACCAGAGACUGUCGGACAUCUUCGUCCAGAAGGGUCCUUACCUGAAGAUGUACUCCACCUACAUCCGCCAGUUCGACAACAACGUGGCGCUGUUAGACGAACAGUGCAGGAAAAACACCGCGUUCGCCGCUGUUGUCAAGGAGUUUGAGAUGAGUCCAAGAUGUGCCAGUCUGGCUCUGAAACACUACCUUCUGAAACCAGUGCAGAGAAUCCCUCAGUACCAGCUGCUGCUCACAGAUUAUCUGAAGAACCUUCCAGAGGACUCUGAGGAUUACAAAGACACACAAGCUGCCCUCAGCAUAGUGAAAGAAGUGGCCAACCAUGCGAAUGACAUUAUGAAACAAGGGGAUAACUUUCAGAAGCUAAUGCAGAUUCAGUACAGCCUCAAUGGUCACCAUGAGAUCGUUCAGCCGGGCAGGGUGUUUCUGAAGGAGGGCACUCUCAUGAAGCUGUCCAGGAAAGUCAUGCAGCCACGGAUGUUCUUUCUGUUCAAUGAUGCCCUCAUGUACACCACUCCAGUCCAGUCUGGCCAGUAUAAACUCAACAGUGUCCUCUCUCUGGCUGGGAUGAAGGUGAGUAAACCCAGCCAGGAGGCCUAUCAGAACGAGCUGAACAUUGAAAGCGUUGAACGCUCUUUCAUCCUGUCUGCCAGCUCGGCUACAGAGAGAGACGAGUGGCUGGAGGCCAUCGCCAAGGCCAUAGACGACUACACAAAGAAGAAAAUAACCUUUAUAUCAAGUCGAAGUCAGGAGGAGGCGGAGGGCGUUGUUGACAGCGGGGCCCCGUUGGGUUCAAAAGCUCCCAUCUGGAUCCCAGACCUGAGGGCCACCAUGUGCAUGAUCUGUACCUGCGAGUUCACCCUCACCUGGAGGAGGCAUCACUGCCGCGCCUGUGGCAAGGUCGUGUGUCAGGCAUGCUCGGCCAAUAAGUACUACCUGGAGUACUUGAAGAACCAACCAGCACGUGUGUGCGAUCACUGCUUUGCCAAGCUGCAGGAGAAUAGUGACCGUUGUGCCUCAACGUCAGUUUCUCCAAUCAAAUCUGGAGCUUUCCCCUUCACGAGAAAACAGAAGAAAAUUCCUGCUGCACUAAAAGAGGUUUCCGCCAGCACAGAGAAUUCCUCCAUGAGCGGCUACUUAAACAGGUCCAAAGGCAACAAGAAGCAGUGGAAGAGGCUGUGGUUUGUCAUUAAGAAUAAAGUCCUGUACACCUAUGCUGCCAGCGAGGAUGUUGCGGCGUUGGAGAGUCAACCCUUGCUCGGGUUUUUCUUGAGGGAGGAGAAGAACGGGCCGGCUCAGAAGCUGCAGUUCAAGCUGUAUCACAAAAAUACGCUGUUUUACAUCUUUAAAGCUGACGACAUCCCCACUGCACAGAGAUGGAUCGAAGCCUUCCAAGAGGCAAUGAUUCUCGAACAGUAAAUUGGAUUUACAGCAGUGAAGUCGUAUCACAGCCCCGGAGCCAGUUGAUAGACAACUUACGACCCUUGAUUGAUCUCAGGUCAAGGGUCACCAGCUCAGGAAGGACUCCGGAUGGACUGUUUACUUUAAACAGAAACCCACUGCGCCACAUACUGUAUGUCUGAAACCAGACUGCUUUUUCCCCUCAAACUCGAACUGGAUUCUGUUUCUCCAAACAUAUUUUCUAUCAAUAACGGCUACUGAUGCUCAGCAGUGCUGGCUGAGGUCACAGUUAAUAGUUUGUCGCAGCUGUGGGUCAAAGGUCAAGUCCGGAAGCAUGUGUGUGGAAGUGAGACAGAACAGUUGUCAGGAAUAUUUAAAGCCCUCGGAAAUCCCGGGAAGUCUGGGAAUUAUUUUUAAUUGUAAAAGGAUGAAGGAAUUACCUUUUUGUGUGAAACAAAAUAUAGAAAACUAUCCGCCUUCAUUCGAUCACGUUGACCUUGGCUACACUUAGUAGUUUAAAACCAUGUUAUUUUGUUUGGGAAAAACCCAAAGAUUCAAUUUUAAAAACACACACAGAUCAUAAAAUAUUCAAAAUGGUAAAAUGUUUCUCCGAAUCGUGGAUGCAAAGUAUCGCAGAUGUCUGUUCAAGAGUUUAACGAUGUAACAAGGUGGGAUUUUACUGUGAAAAUCCAGCUUCUACAAAGAAACAGGAAGUUGAUGUUCUACUCUUUGGGUUGAUCUCUCUGGUUAAGAGAUUUUACUCCUGUAUUUUUAAAAACUUAACAUACAAAACAUUUAAGUCAUGGGUUUAAAAAAUAAAUAAAAAAACAGCAUCCUGGAGAGAACUGGAAAUGUCAUGAAUAUUGUAGAUAUUUUUCAUACAAUUUAAAAUGUAUUUUUGCCUGUUUAACCACAUUAGAAAUGGUUAAUGGGUAAAACUGUGUAUAUGGACAUGAAAGAGCAACAUUGACCUUUUUUUAUAUAUCAAAGCCAAGAGCUAAUAUUUAUAAAAUAGGAAGAUUUAUUGUUUGAAAAGCACAGGCUGCCACUUAUUUUGGGAGUCAGGAUUUUCUAGGAAAUGUGUUUCCCAUCAAAACCAUUAUUCUUUUAAAUUUAAAAGAGAACUGCUUACAGAAAAGGGGCUUUUUUUUUUAUGAGCAAAUACUGUGGAAAGUAUGCAUGAACUAUAUUUCUAAGGAAAUGCUCAAAAGGAAGAAAACAUUUUUGAAUUUUGAUGCUCGUUUUUUGCCGACAUUGUGCCUUAUAUCUCCUGUUACGAGAUAAAUUGCAAUAAUAUAGGUGCUCUGUUUGAAAUUCUUCACUAAAAAAGGAAAAAUGUAAACAUGACUACUCACUUUCCAGCCAGGGUACUCUGGGUUUGUAGUUUUAAAAUCAGUUUUCAGGGCUGUUUCUUCUUAGUUAGGUUGCCAUAUGUUGCACUACCCCAUUAGGGUGAAUGAUUCCACAGUUGAAGAAACAGAAAUCCUGCUUCUUCUUAUUUUUUAGUGAAGGAAUAAAACAGUUAAUACUGUAAUUAUAUCCCUUUUUCAUGUAUGCCUCGUUCAGAUUUUUCGGCUAGUGAGGUAGAAACCUGCAUCCGCCUGGUGUGAAAAUGCUAGUCAGGAGCUACCAAGCAUGCGUUUCUUCAUGAUUGUACAUUAACAGUGACCAUUUGUAAACAUCUACUCUAUCAGAGUUAGAGUCUCCUAUAAACAAUGAUUCUAAACUGUCAGGCAACAGUUUUUAAUAAAAAUAUAUAUAAAUAUA